Molecule: messenger RNA, 459 nt
Organism: Scheffersomyces stipitis CBS 6054
Lineage: Eukaryota; Fungi; Ascomycota; Pichiomycetes; Serinales; Debaryomycetaceae
Product: resistance to Congo red protein
Exons: 1
Biological process (GO): vesicle-mediated transport
Cellular component (GO): intracellular membrane-bounded organelle
Source: RefSeq, a predicted model, not a curated record
GAUUCUACAUGGACUAUUGGUGGAGCUAGAUGGGCAUUUUUCGCUAUUCCCUUCGUUAUUAUUCUAGUAGGCAUAUUUGGAACCUUGCGAGCUAACAAGAAAAGAUUUCAGCUGGGAGCCAAACCUAUCUAUGGGACAAGAUGGAUGACUCCUCCGUCAUACAGACAGUCACAAACACAAUAUGACCAACCUGUAAAUAUUAGAGAUGCAGAUCUUCCUAGUACCUACGUCCCAGCCUACACGGCUGAGGCCAAUGAAUACGAUAUGGGACAUUACGACCAAGCAGGCAAAUUCCACUCUAAUCCAAACGCGAGGGCCGCUCUAAUGGCACCACCACCAAGUGCUCAUCAAAGACAGAAUUCGGCACAUGGUGAUGCAAUUCCAAUCAGUUCUACGGUGCCGGCUGCGGCAUUAACAGAUGAGGAUGGCGAUAUUUCCAGACCAGAGGGUCCUCCUCCA